This is a messenger RNA of Cryptotermes secundus, 11587 nucleotides long. It is a transcript of the gene rno, whose product is annotated as PHD finger protein rhinoceros. The record is from RefSeq and is a predicted model, not a curated record. NCBI's taxonomy places the organism in Eukaryota, Metazoa, Arthropoda, Insecta, Blattodea, Kalotermitidae. Gene Ontology annotation, biological process: regulation of transcription by RNA polymerase II. The coding region runs from base 767 to 10162 and encodes 3131 amino acids. The transcript is spliced from 13 exons.
UUCUAAUGAGGACAUGUUGGUUAGGCUGAUGACAGAGACAUGAAUCCUACCUUCAAAUCCUUUCAUGAACUUGACAGAAGUGCGACUUAUUGCUGAUAUUUGCCUCUAGCAUAGUCAAAAAUUUCGUUCAGUAAGUAGAUGCAACAUCAAAAUAAACAAUAUAGAUCAAUAAUGAUGUCUCUCAAUCGUUCAUCUAUGCAACCAAAGAUUAAUGAAACAUCGCUGCAGGUGCUGCCAUCUGUGUUGUCAAUGUCGUUAGGCCUAAAGUUGGGCCGUGGGCACGAUUCGCGAUAUUGAAAUGUAACUUAAAUUAUCAUUUUGCACUAAAUUUGCGUGAAAUAAUGUUCGUUUGCGAUAUUCCUGGUGAUAUACCGUUGUUAUAUUUCGCGAUAUUAUCGAGUUAUGUGCUUGAAUUUAGAAAGUAUGGCCAAUGUUUACAUCCAUGUCUAGGGAGGCACCAUCCAUUGAAGACAGUCUGCUCUGCAAUCAGCCUACCAAGUUUAUGGUAUAUUAAGUGUAAAAUAGUGAUUGUGUGUGUUGUGUAUACGACCAAGUUACAGUUUAAAGUGUGUCUGAGAGUGACAUUUGUGUUUUAAUGCUUCAGCUUCUGAAUGAACAUUAAGAUUAGAUGCCUGAUGUCAGAUGCAAUGCUUCAUGAAAACUAACCAGUACAUCAUAUCCCUGCACCUUCCUUAAGUACAGCUUCAAGUAUGUAGUUGUGAUGCUGCAGCAGAUAUCCAUGUAUAUUUAGUUUUAUCAGAUCAGAAUGUCACAACGAGGCAAACGCCAACCAAAUAAAACAGAUGAUGGCCCUAUCCCUGCCAAGCGGCGCAAAUGUCGUCCGCCGACGGCGGAAGAAGAAGAAGCGACUGCCAUGGAUGCUGCUGCAGCAGGUGCUGUAUGGACUCCACGUCCACUUAAUGAUCUCAAGAUCUCAAGCAUUUACAACCGCAGCGCAACGGAAGCUCCAGCAGAGUUGUUCAGAAAGGACCUGAUCAGUGCGAUGAAACUACCCGAUUCAGAACCACUGUCACCGGAUGAGUAUUGGGUGAUCACAGAUCAGUGGAAGCAAGAGUGGGAACGGGGCGUGCAGGUGCCUGUGAACCCAGACUCUCUACCUGAACCCACUGUCACUGUGAACCAGUGCUCCGGCAGCAGAACACAACACCAUGAGUUUAAAUUGCCCAAAUCCAAAUACAUUCGUAUCACCAAGGAUGAGUUCUUCACCAACGAGGAACAUUACCUUUCCAGCACACCUGCAAAGGCUGAGAAAGCAUGCUCCUAUGACUUGGAUGACUGUGAUAUAGCAUGGUUACAAAUUCUCAAUGGAGAACGAGCUUGCAUGGGCCUACACCCCGUCACAGAAGACCAGCUGGAGCGUGUGAUUGAAGAACUGGAGAUACGUUGCUGGGAGAAAGUGCAGACCAUUGUCAAAACGGAAGAGGGGCUUGGCAUAGAAUAUGAUGAGAAUGUCAUCUGUGAUGUCUGCAGAUCUCCGGACUCUGAGGAAGGCAAUGAGAUGGUGUUCUGCGACUCAUGUAACAUCUGCGUGCAUCAGGCAUGUUAUGGCAUCACAACAAUACCAUCAGGCUCCUGGCUGUGUCGUACCUGUGCCCUCAGCCUGCGUCCCGAGUGUGUGCUCUGUCCUAACAAAGGGGGGGCCAUGAAGUGUACACGUUCAGGGCAGAAGUGGGCACAUGUAUCUUGUGCGCUCUGGAUCCCUGAAGUGAGCAUUGGUUGUGUUGAACGCAUGGAGCCUAUCACGAAAAUAUCCAGCAUCCCACAAAGUCGCUGGGCACUGAUAUGUGUUCUCUGUCGAGAGAGGGUGGGAGCGUGCAUUCAGUGCUCGGUGAAGACGUGCAAGACAGCAUACCAUGUCACCUGUGCUUUCAAACAUGGCCUUGAAAUGAGAGCCAUAAUUGAGGAUGAAAAUGCUGAUGAUGGGGUGAAACUGAGGUCGUACUGUCAGAAACAUAGUGUCACCAGCAAGAAGGAGAAGAGUGGCUCGGCAUCUGAAGAUGAGGAAUCCAAGAGAAAGAAGAGAAAGGACAUGACAUCUGAGGAGAAGAAUCAGGCGCGAGCAGCCAAACUGCAAGAAAUUGAAGCUGAGUUUGACAAACAUGUGAGCAUCAAGGACAUCACGCAACACAUGGAUGUGGAUCCCGAGGGCAGACAGUAUAUAUACAACUACUGGAAGCUCAAAAGAAAGGCUGGCUUCAACAAACCAUUGCUACCACCCAAGUCAGAAGAUGCUGAUAUCUUAUCUCAUCAGCAGGAGCAGGCCGAUCUUGAGAAGAUGAAGAUGUUUGUACAGCUUCGGCAAGACCUAGAGAGGGUUCGCAAUCUAUGCUACAUGGUGAGUCGGCGAGAGAAGUUGUCACGAUCCUUCUUCCGUAUGCGUGAACAGACUUUCCACAAACAGGUGGCUGUGCUUAGUGAUGCAAGUUGCAGUCUGAAGGGGAAGGAGGUGGCAGCUGUCAUAGAGGCGAACCAUGGUCCUUCCAUUUAUGAUCGCCUCUACUCAGAACCGAGUGCACUUGAUCACAGUGGAGACUUUGACCUAGUGCUGGCCCGUAUAGCAGGCAUUGCCUCACCCAGACCAGGCAGUGCAGAUGAGAAGAGCAAAACAGACUUAAAUGGUUUGGUGAAGUGUUCGUCUGACAAGAAGGCAUCAUUGGAAAACCCAUACAAAAGACUGUACUUUAAUGGAGCAGGUAGGCGCAGGAGCAGUCUUUAUGGCAGCAUGUCCAGUGGGAGUGAGACAGAUACAGCUGCUCCAUCAAGAGGAGGCAGACAUCCCAGUGGUAGUGUCUCCAUGCGUAAGACUGCCACACGGUUGGGUUUGCCAGACAGUGCAGCAUCCAGCACAGAGGAAGAAGAGAAACACAUUGUUACUACCGAUUCUAUUCGAAAGAGACUGCCGUGUAACAAGAAGAACAGCAUUAGUGGGUCAAAGACCGUUGAGAGGAAGAGAUGUAAAAAGACUUUUAUCUCACGGACAAAAGCGGAAUCUUCGAGUGAGGAGGAAGAGAAACCUAGUAAAAGCUUGUGGCAGUCUCCACGCAGCAGAACUCUGCGGCAGAUGGAACAGGAACUGGGUGAUAAGGUAUCUGGCAGCGAUGACACAGAUGAUCUCAUGUUACCUGUCAAGGCAACUAAAAGUGAGCCAAAUAAGAUCAAUGCUAUUUAUUCUGACAGCGAUUCAGAGCUCUCUUUGAAAGGUGAUGCAUCAGGUGGUGACAGAAAUGAAAGUAAAUCUCCUUCCAAUAUACCGAGUGAUUCUCAGCAACAUGUGCUACGUACCAAGGCAGCAAUGAAAGAGUUCUCAGCAGGUUUGCAGGCCAAAGUUGACAAGUCUGCACAGAAAAACAGCACAAAACUCCCAAGGAGCUUAAAGAAGGAAAAAGAAGUUAAGCAGGAAGACUCAAUGGAUGAUGAUUUCAUUAAAGAUAAAGAAAAUGUUAAGUCUUCUAGAAAGAAGGAAUAUGAUCCCACUGACCUUAUUGUUCCUCAAAGACAAGCUGCCAAGAAGGCAACAGAAAGUAUACGGUGCUCUCAGGGGAGAACUAAAGAACAGAUUCUGUUUGAACAAGAAGCUUUUAAAGUAUCUUCUAGCAAUGAUGAAUCAAAGGUGAAACAGAAGGUAAAGCACAAGACAAAAGAUUCGAAAACUCAGAAAGAUGGUAAAUCUGGCAGUGAUGUAUAUGACUUUGAAAAAGAUAGCAGUGAUCCUCAGGAGAUACUGGCAUAUGUUCCUCAGAGGCAAGCAGCCAAGAAGGCUGCAGCACACAUCAAGAGCGGAAUGUCAAAACCUGUGGUUGGAGAGCCUGAUGCAGAAUCUCUCAGAACAAAGAAGGACCCUGCGGAAGUAAAGUGCAAGAAAGAACCAGAGGUGUCAAAGAACAAGAAAGAGCAAGAGUCUGAGAAGUGCAAGAAUACAACAAAGAUUUCGGACUCCAAGGUAAAAUCAUCUUCAAAAUCUCACGAAAUGUUGUCAUCGUCUUCAACAUCCAGUUCUUCAGAUGUCUCCUCAUCGUCAAGUACAGAUAGUGAUCACGAAAUAGAAGAAAAACUGAAGCCCAGUAGUAAGUGUUUCAAGAAGGAUGCCAAAUCAGACAAAAAAGCCACUAUAGAGGCAUUGUUCUCUACCCAGAAAGAAAAUAGUGAUGUAUGUGAUAAGAAAACAAAACCAGUGAAGGAAAGGAAAAAAGCUAACAAGAGUGUGGGAGACUGGCCCUUUGUUGACAAGGUUGAUCAGCCUAUGGAAAACAGUUCUUCUUCCAGUGACUCAGAUACUGAUGAUAAUGUUGUCUGCACCAAGAUGCGGCAGAAAAGCCGUAUCAAGCCUCCAGAAGAGAAAAAUAUUCCCUCCUCUAGGUCAAAGCCCAAGUCAUCAGAUGUCGAGGACAGAAAGGGGCCUAACUCAAAAUCGGUUGGCAAGAAAUUUAAGAAGGCGCCUGACAAGAAGCUUAAAACUUCCGACAGGCGGCCUGAACUUGAGUUUCAGCCGCCGAUUGUUGAGAGAGAUGAACCAUCACGAGCCAAAGAGAAACCCGGGAGGGGGCGGAAGCUUGAAGCACACAAGACACUUGGAUCAGGUGAGAAAGAUAGGGUCAGAAAUGCUGACAGUCGAUCAGGAGAUUUGCCUGGUCCCAAAAAUCGAGACGAUUCCUCCCCCUGUGAUGAAGCAUCAAAAAGAGAGCAAGUCCCUGGAAGCAGACGCAACCGAUCGCGUACUCCGAGAGUUGAGGAGCAGCCGAAGCGGAGCACAGAGAGAGAAUCAGAUGCAGAGAGAGGGGUCCAUAAGAAAGACCAGUACAGGCAGCAUGAGGCAAGGAAGAGAAAAUCAAAUGAGGUCGAACGUCCUGUGUCAACAAACAUGUGCCGUGACACUGUCAGUUUGCCAAGAAGUGGUGAUUCAACAGCAGAAAUAUCGCCCCUUAAAGAGAGAGCCCAGUCCAGUGAACACAUGUCACCUUCGACCAAGAAAACUGAAAAGAAACUAGACGUAGAUGGGAAAAGGUCUGGAAGAGUGCCACAGGAGGCCACACCUGGCAAAGACUCUCUGGGAAGUCAGCUUGAAAGGGAAAUCAGUGAGAGAAAAGCAGGGCGUGAAAUUCUGGGGAAGAAGACAUCAAAAAUGACCCUAGACAAGCUGUUCUACACGAAACCCACAGAAAAGGAAGGAAAGCAAUCAGAUAAAGAUGGGAAACUUGCAGAGAGAGGGGAAGACAUGGUGGUAUGUAAGCAGUCUGGAAAACAUGCAGAACGAGAUGGAGACAGGGUAGUACAAAAACAAUCUGGGAAAACAGCACAGGAGAAGGAAAGUAAGAAAGAUGCCGAAAAGAAUGUGACUUCGAAACAUGAAAAACAUAAAUCUCCCGAGUCGCAUGUAAAAGUAUCAGCAGUUGAUGAAACCUCAUCUAAAAGAACAUGCAGAGAUAAAGACAUGAGUGAGAAUCAUGAUGUCAGAAAGAUAAAUAAAGACCAGGGGUCACAAAUGGACAAGGACACAACACCCAAGGCUUCAAAGCAUAACUCAGUUAUAACUUCAAAUAUGGACAAAGAUAUGAAAGACACUGUGAUUCGAAAGGUAGAGAAGUCAGUUGUUGCUGAAACAGAGGAGAGAGAACAUGUGCUGAAGAAGGAUGAGAUAAAAAAGCCUGAAUUCCGUAGUCUGAGUGGUGAUGAUCUAGCAAAGGAAAUGAGAAGAGGGCCUAUUGAGUCUGGUGAGGAAGAUGACAGGACAAAGAAGAAAGUGAAACCAAUGCCCAGGUGUAAGAAGAAGGCAUUGGGGAUUCUCAGUGAUGCAGAUGGUAGUCAAGAAGAACAAGGCAAUAUUUCAGAGCAGAGAGUAGAAGACACAUUGGAUGGAAUCAACCCUUCUUCCACUAACCCAGAAGAAAUUCCUGUGGUGUCUGUAGAGUCAAGUGGACAGCCUACAGAUCAGCAGAGUACGAAGGAGAUGGUAGCUCCAGUUCUUACACCUGAAUUGACUCACCAGGAAAGCAAGACAGCUGCAAAUUCCUCAUUCACACUGAUGCCCCAUCUUGAAAAGGCCUGUGCUUUAGACUUGGGCAGUGAGUUACAGGUUCCUGAAAAAGAAGCUCCUGAAGCAAAGAAAAUUACUUCCCGGUCAUCAUCUCUGAAUGUUCCCACCUAUCCACAACGUUCCAUAUUCUCUCCCCAACAGCCAUCAAAAGAUCCCCCUGUGUCAGAGCUGUUUGACUUUGAAAAUGAUAUUUUGGCUGUCGACGAAACAGUUAACGAUGGUGGGUUUUCCAUUGCUCGUGAUUCCGAAGAGAUCAUGCGAGCUCCGCCACUCACUUUCUCCUUCAGCAGUGAAUUCCUGUUUAAAGAAGAUUCAAAAGAGGAUAGUGCAAGGGAAACGCAUCUUCUGGUAGAGAAACUAAGGCUAGAAUAUGCCAAGAAGACUACAACAAAUGUGAUUCCACCUGAAACUGCAGAGAGCCUGGCUCCAGUUCCAGAUGAAGGUACAAUACAUUUGGAUGAUAUUAGUGAUGAGAAACCUGAAAGCCAGCUUCAGGUCAUGGAUAUUGUUGAAGGAAAUGCCUCUGAACCCAAGGAUGAGAAGCCCCCUGAAAUAGAUAUCGAUGUUAAGGUAGAUGUUCCUGCUAAUGUGGAUUGUUCUGUGGACAGUGCAUUGCCUGUGCCCCAUGUAGAUUCUCAUGAACCUCAGCCUGCGGAAGAACACAUGGACAAGAAUGAUGUUCCGCCAUAUGUGGGUGGAGAAGCAAAUGGCCCAUAUGACUAUCAUGCAUGCAACAUGCAGUUGGAAGUUGCCAAGGUGUCAAUUCCAGGACGUGAGAAGUUGGACAGGAGUAACAGUGCUCAGGCGGAUGAGCGCUGGGUGCCCCCAAGCAUGGACUUUGUGUCACAGCAGUCCGACCAACACCAUGGCCUCAUGCCCCCACAUCACUAUGAAACACUUCCACCAGCACCUCUUGACUGCACACCCGCACCCUCACCUUACACUGAUCUCCGGAAUCGAGCCAAGUGGACGGAGAGCGAGAUGAUCCCUGCUAGACGUUCAUCAUCCUCAUCUGCGUCCUCCACCUCAUCAUCAUCUCACCGAGAAGAACCUGACCCAACCAAACGUGAUGAUCUCCACCUUCCUCCCCACACACCAUCAAGUGCUGAACAUGCCUCAUAUCAGGGGUUGCACCCUGGCCUUCCACCCUAUCUCACCGAUGCACCCCCAUAUCACCCUUACUCAGAAGCAUCUCCCUUUGUUGGAUCUGUUGCCCUGUUUCCCCCUCCAGCUUGUACCCAAAUGCCAUAUCCAUCUCCUAGUGGUAUGUAUCCUCCUUUUGGUCCCCCAUUUCCUACACCCCAUUCUCUGUUGGCACCUGUACCAAAGCCCCCAGAAGAUCCACCCCACAUGCCACCACCUUGUGCUGCUGCCUUCACAUCAUCAUCACACAACAUGGCACUGACUGCUGCCAUGGUUUCUCCUCCACCAUCCAUAGCCACCCCCAGUCUUCUUCCUCCUGCACCAUCACCUGUAAUGCAUUCAGAGCCCCCUCUCACUCCAUCAUUUGUUCCACCACAAGAAUCCAUCCAGCAGAUGUCCCUCCAAAUGUCACCAUUGGGGAAUAACAGAGGACCUCCAGACCAUCAUCAUUCUUCCCCAGCUGCACAUCCAGUCCCCACUCCACCCUCUUCAGCACCAACACCAUCACCUGCACCUCCAACACCACAACAAUCACCGCUACCGCCACGACCUCCUCCACCACCUGUGUCACUUUCAGAAUCACAGACACCCAAAGUAGCAUCCAGUAGCACUGCUGCUGGGAAGAAAUCGCCUGCGAAGCCAACACGAACCUCAGCUCGUUUUAUAUCUCAGCAAGGCAAGUCACCUGGCAAGUCUCCGCGACAGCAGGACACAGCAUCAAGUAAAGCCCCAGCACAGAGUCGCCUCCGUGAAACUGGGAGUAGUAAGCGUAGUAGUGCCAGUGGCAAGCUGGUCAACCGUGUAAUGUACAACCAACCACGAGGGGGCCGCAGGGGUCGAGGACGUGGCAGAGGGCAACACAUGCCACACUUCGCAGAAUCAGACUUCAAUACCAUACACAGCAAGCUUGUAGGUACAGUGUAUGAUUUGGAAUUUGAUGAUGACUCCCCAAGUGAGAGUGUGGAGAACUUGCGGGCUAUGAGGGAGAGACGCCGCUCUACGGACAUGCAUGAGAGGAAGCUCUCGGAGAGCACAUUCCUGUCGCGUGACUCUCCACCAUCGCCCAAGUUUACCAGUCUACUGCAUCAGGUGCCAAACUCGAAGUUGCGCAGCUCUUACACUGCAGAUAUUCGGGACCUAAGACCCCCUUCACCACUGCCUGGUCUCCGUUCAUCUGCUGAUGAACUGCUUCCCCUACAAUCUCCAGUCAACAGCACAAGUUCUGACAGGCUGGAGCCAUUCCCUGAUGUGGUGCAACCUCUUCUUCCUGGUCCUGUUGACAUGCGCACAUACAGCUCAUCCUAUGAACCCACACCUAGCAAUAACCCAACACCUUAUCAUAACCACUUGCUUGGAACAUCAUUUAGCACCUCAACUGCUGAACAGCAUGUCGCCGACUUUGUGGAGGAUUUGGAGAAGGAGCUGCACUCAGCUCUUGCUGCCAGAAAACCACCAGAACCACAGAAAUUCACGGAUGAGGUUUCAAAACAGACUGAUGAGGCUCUGGUGAGCAAUGCAACGAAUGAUGUUUCAUCCAGCAACAAGGUAUCUCUGUCAGAUUCACGCAACCAGCUGAAGGUGAAGAUCAAGGGCCCCUUCCUUGAUGCAAAUUAUGCUGCAGCAUCAGCUGUACCGCCACUGACCCAGCAACAACCGUUGCUGCCAGUGAUGCCUCCACUGGAUGCAAUUGCAGUCUCCAACAUCAUUCCUGCUGCCACCACAGCCAUUUCAUCAGCAGCAUCAUCUUCAGGGACUUCCAACCUGCGUCGCAUGCGCAAGAAGGAAUUGCUCCGUCAGUAUUGUUCGCAAGAUAUGAACAUGGAUGACCCCGCAGGUGGGGCUGUGACUGGCCAGGCCGUGGCCCCAACUGCCGCACCUCCUGUCAAUCGAACUGUUAUAACCAUCCCCAAGGCAGUUGCAUCUAUGACUUCAAUACCAACUCGUGAAGACUACAAGGCUGUCGUAGAUGCAAAUAUGGAAAAGAAACGGCGAAAAGAAAAAGCGAUCACCUCAUCUAUUUCAGUUCCCAGGGAACUGAGACAUUUGGACUUACCUCUGGACCAAGAUGAUGCAUGUCCCCCUGAAAGGAGGCGGAGUGUAGGGUCAACAGGCAGUAACGCUUCCUCAACUCAUCAACAUGACAGUAUCACACCACCCAUGAAGAGACGAGGCAGGCCACCCAAAUCUGCAGUGCCUGCAUCAGGGCCCAUAUUGGUUUUAGCUCCUAAACUCAAAAUAAAGAUUGGUAACAAUAUAAUUGGCGCUCCAGAAGCAGAAAGCAAUGUAGAGGAGAAGAAACUGCGAGUUCGACCACCAAAGAAGAGACUCACCACCAGUGUCCCGAUGCCGACUGUGGAGGAACUGAAACGGGAGAGCAUGAAAUUUCGUCGUAUGAUCAUGGCUGACUUUGAUGAAGCAGAGAAGAAGCAGAGUAAAGUGAUUGCAGGCAAACGUCGCAAACAGAGACAGUUUGACUCCUCACAACAUGAAGUGCAGAUCAUCACAGCAGAUGAGAGAGUGAGUGCACCGAAACUCAUAAUCAGGAUUAACAAACGAAGUGCAAAUAGUGUCAGUAACAGUGGUGCAAACACUGCAGGUGGCAUUGGAUCCACUCCAGUACCACAAUUAAGCGAGGAAGUAGAGAGCCGAGUUGGUAUCUCUGCCUUUGUCAGUACUAGAGCGGAUCCUUCUGCCCCCCCUGGCAGUGAAAAUGAAGGGCAUCCCUCCACAAAUGUGGCUAGUAUCGUUGCAGACGGUAACAGUGAUGGCAAGGGCUCAGACCUUCUGAAUGUACGGACGUCCAAAGUAACCCCAAUUCGUUUAAAACUAGCUCGGUGUCAGGAAGGUUACAUUAUGAAGACGCAGCCGAGCCAGGACACUGCAACGUCAGACAGUGCAACACGAAACAUCGCAGAAGAUGGUGAUAGCAGUACUCUGCCCACAAAAAAGGUCUGUGAGGUUAGGUGAUGAAUGUGGUAACCUAAUUAAUUUAUAGUGAUCUGACAAUGUGUAGCAAUCUUUGUAGGGUAUCACUAAGUGAUCUCCCUAUGAACACCAGGACUGCACACUUAAAGUGUGCUGAGACUUGUACAAAGGUGACUGACACAUAGCUUUUAAAAUCAGUAGUGUUUUGCCAAAUGUUUUAAAUUAAAUUUAUUAUCCAGUUUCCAAUUUGUUCUCAGUUCACGUUGUUAAUCUUUGAAUGAGGAUGUGUGAUGUGGUAUUUAACUCUUUUAGACACUCUGUAUAUUUGCACAGUGUAUGUAGCUUAGAAAGAAAAGUUUAGUGUACAAAAGUCAAUUACUGGUUCAAGACACGAAUUAAUAUUUUUGUACAUAUUGUAAGUGUUAACAAAGUGUGUGAAUAUAGUACUGUAUUUGUAAGUUUAUAUUUUAUUUAAAAGAUAUGGUUUGCAAAAUUUGUUAAAGGUAUUUAACAAGUAAAACUUCUAAAUCUGUAAAAAGCAAACUCUUAACAAAUGACUUGUGUGUUAUUCAUGAUGAAAUGAAACAUUUGGCUGCUUCAGGAUCAAGGGGCUCUGUUAAUGGUUGUGAUGUUGCCACCGUAUCUUUUGAUGAAAUGUUAAACAUUAAUUUUACUGGAUGCAUGUAUGUAUGCUGGCUUAACUAAAUGCAAUCCAAAGUUGCCAUUUUGAAAACAAAAGUGUACCUGUCUGCUGAUUGAGUGGAAGUCGUGUUCAAAAUUCUUCUUUGACAUAUAUACAUAUAUAUAUAUAUUAUACACACACAUGUACAUAUAUAUCGCGAUGACCUUCUUGCCGAAUAGGCACAUUUGUAUAUCUAAAAUGUAGUAAUGCCCCAGGAGAGUUAGAAACUGUUGAGUGAUUGGAUAUAAGUUUAACUGAGACUGAAAUAUUUUAGAAAUGUUUGCAGGAUAUACUGGUAAUGGUUAUCUGUACCUCACGUUGCAAUAAUACUUUGUUUUCUAUAUGUAAAUAUAUAUACAGUGCGCUGGAACCGGGCGGUGGCUUGACGAACAUGAUAGCACAAGCCAUUUGUUCAUUUUGUCUCAGUGUGCACAUAGUACUUUUAUAUAAUAUCAGAAACAUGUUUCACAUUUUUCAUGUUUUUUAGGCAUCAUUCUUUCGUUUCAUUGUUUUAUUUUGUAUUUGUAUAAAAUCUAAGAGCCCCCUCUCUCCAUCUCCAUUUUCUUUAUGUAAGAAAGCAUUCUCUCUCUCUCUCUUUUAUUCAAACUACAUUGUACAAACAUUAAUCGUUUUGUACAGAGAAUAUUUGUUUUUAAUUAUUUUUCUCAUGAUUACAAAGAAAUUAUAUGUUAUUGUAAAUAGUGUAAAAGUGAUGCUGGUCCUGUAAGAUAAGGUGUUGUAAUGUGCACAUAGAUGCAUCGUCAAAUACAAAUCUUUUUUUAGAA